Molecule: messenger RNA, 4848 nt
Organism: Fundulus heteroclitus (mummichog)
Lineage: Eukaryota; Metazoa; Chordata; Actinopteri; Cyprinodontiformes; Fundulidae
Gene: cped1
Product: cadherin-like and PC-esterase domain containing 1
Exons: 21
Coding region: 585-3353 (922 amino acids)
Source: RefSeq, a predicted model, not a curated record
UGUUCUGACCUGAGCAGAGGGGCCCAGUUCUGCUCAGGACAAACAUAAAUGCGUCACUGGAGAACAAAGUGAGUGUUGUACAGCAAUACCAGGCAGGACCGUGUUCUGCUCCUGGUUCUGUUGCAUCAGGUGAUCUACUGGAUCAGAACCUGAAGGCGGGCAGACUGACGGGCUGGAGGGAAACACGCUGACAUUGUUUCUUUAAACGUCCUCCUGGCUCCUGGGCCUUCAGACAGUGUGUUCCUGAAAUAACUCCAGCAGGGGGAGGGGGGAGGUCCGGACCUCCUCCUGAGCCGCUCACACUCAGAACCGUCCGGACUGGAAACUAGUAUUUUUUUAGAAAGUUCAGAGGAAGAGUCUGCCUGUGAAACCUGAGCUGCUGCUCCUCCUCCUCCUGGUGGAGUUUAACUGGAACCAGAUGGUGAAGCUGCAGCUUGUUUUGCUCUCUGCGAGAAUCUGUCGCUCCAUUUGGAGACGAGGAGAGAAGAUGAAGGAGCAGGCCGCCACCUCCUCUUCCUCCUCUGAGCUCCUGUCAGCCAGAUGAAGGUGAUGAAGAGGAGCGCGGUGAAGUGAAGCCGCUCCUCAUGCGACGCCUCCUCAGGAUGCUGCUGCGGCGGCGCGUGUGCACGGGCCCGCUGGUUCUGCUGCUGGCGCUGCUCCUUCUCUGCUACCAGACCCUGAUGGUGGACCGGAACCAGGAGCGGAGCGAGUCCCAGGAGGUGCUGAUGGAGACCAGGAGGCUGGUCUCCGCUCUGGAGGCUCUGCAGGAGCAGACGCAGGCCUGGUUCUCCUCUCAGAGACGCCUGCACCGCCGGCGCCAGGCCAUGGUUCUGACGGGUCGGCUGUCUGACACAGAGGUGGGGCUGCAGCAGCGGGUCUUGCAGCAGAUGGACUAUGAAGUGCAUGUGUCCCGGUUUGCAGAGACCAGCAGGUUCUGGAGGACGCAGCAUGGUGGGGGUGGGUGGAGUCUCCUGCUGUGCCUCAGUACUUCGGAGCGGAGCUGUUUGAGGAGGAUCAGCUUCUCACACCUGCAGCAGCAUCAGAUGGUAAACCUGCUACCAGAGCUGAUGGAGGCAUUUUCAGAUGUAGCUGGAGGUCUGUGUCACGUUUACCCACAGCUGACAGGUUCUGACCUUCUCAUGAAGCCUCACUCCUGUGGAUCCUCCAAUCAGAACCAUCCCUUUCCUCAGGACAGACGUUCUCCUGACCGUUCUCCUGCUCUGGUUGCCCUGGUGAAUGUUUUUGUCCUGGUGACCUCUGUGACCCCUCUGACGUCCUUCAUGCAUGACGUCAGCGUGGUGAUGACCCAUGAGAACGCACCUGGACAACAGGUGAAGAUCAGAGCGUUCCUGGUGCAGCAGCUGGGAGCGUCCACCUCCCAGCAGGCCUUGCUCCAGAUCCAGAGGGUGAUUGGGUCGGUGCUGCAGGCAGUAUCGACCAAUCAGGAGCAGGAAGCAGGUGGCAGGUGCUUGUUGUGCUUCCAGCUGCUCACCUUCACGCUGAUGUUCAGCGGUUCCAUCACACCUGUCAUAGUCCAGGUGGACACAGAGCUCAGCCUCAGGGCUCUGAGUGACGACUCCUUCAGCAGACAGAUCACCAAAGACCGCAUCCUGGAGGACACCCUGCGCUUCCUGCUGCCGCUGCCCACUCACCUGGGCCCUGAGGCUCACCUGUCUCUAGAAUCUCUGAGGCAGCAGUACGGUGGCUGCAGAGGGACACGCUGUCUGUCCCAGGAGGAGCUCCUGCUUCUGCUGCGCUUCCAGCAGCAGCUGAAGAUUCCCUCGGCCUUCCAGCUGUCUGUCUCUGUCUCUCUGCAGCUGUAUCCCAGCACCUCCUCCUCCUCCUCCUCCUCCUCGCCUCCUCUCAACCUCUCCAGCCUCCUCCUCAGGGUCAGCCGUCACUACGAGCUGCAGAGGAGCAGCAGAGAGCUGGACAAACCCACCAAUCAGCAAUCGGCAUCCUUGAAGCCUGCAGGCUCCUGUGUUGACCCCCACCUCAGACAGAUCUACACCGACCCCCCCCUCAUCCUGACUCCUCCCUUCAGCCCCACCCUGAAGGAAUACCGGGCCGAGGUACCCUUCGACACGGUGACGGUUCGCAUUCGACCAGAACCCGUCAGCUCCACCUGUGUGAUCCACCUGGACAACCAGCGAGGACCCAGGACGGCAAACUUCCCGGUGGGCCUGGGGAACAGCCGGAUCAGCAUCCUGGUGACGGAUGCAGCAGAACCCCAUCCUGUCAUGACCGUCUACACCGUCAACGUGUUCCGCGAGGCCCGGCCCAGCCUGCCCAUGUUUGGGGAUCAUGUGACGUGCAGCUUCCUGCAGGUAAAGGACUGUGGUCUGCAGGUCCAGCCGGCUCUCUCCUGUGGUCUCCAGCCUCACGUCACGUCUCAGAGUCCGGCUCCGCCCUGCGGCUCGGGACACGUCCCAGGUCGGUGGGUCGUUCCUUGUCUCAGCUGCUCUGACAACAGGACCUGUGAUUGGAGAGAGGUCACCUGGCAACCAGACGGCUGUUAUCAUCCGCUGGUGGAGCGCCCCCUGCUGGAGGACUGCAUGAGGGACAGGAAGGUGUUGUUCAUGGGCGACUCCACCAACCGGGGCAUGAUGUACUUCCUGAUGGAGCGGGUCAACUCCAGCCUGGAGGACUGGGGCAAAGCUCACGACAUGCUGCUCUACCAGAACCUCAACAGAGGACGGACUCACGUCAGCUACUCCUAUUAUCCUCGGUUCUGGCUGGAACAGAACCAGAGGCCCACCUUCAGGGAGGCGCUGCUGCAGCUCCUCAACAGGUCUCGGCCGUUAGAGAACUCAAACCAGACAGUGCUGGUGGUGGGGGGAGUCCAGUGGCUCAACACCGUCCACCUGAGGACGGUCCAGGAGGUGCUGGACAGGGAGUCUCUGAGUGAGAUCCUGGUGGUGGUGAAGUCUCUGGGCAUGGGCUUCCACCUUCCUGUGGAUGGCAUCAGGUCUCUGAGUCUGCUGGAGAUACGGAACCUGUUCUUGGAGAACGGAAAGAUCGUCUCCACUGCCAGACGUCUGGGGUACGAGGUGAUCGACACCUUCAGCAUCACCAUGGGUCGAUACAAGGAGUUCCUGCAGGGGCGAUGUGCCUGCCACUUCCAUGAGGUCGAGAAGCUCCAAUCCUCCAGACCUCCAGGCAACAUGGCAUCAGCCAGAGAAAAGACCAGAACCACCAGAACUGGACCUGGACCUAGCAGCCAAUCAACCGUGCUGGACGCGGAGCAGGAAGUCCGAUCAACCUUCCACGUUAGAGGAGCAGUAAACCAGGUGUACUCUGAGAUCCUGCUGAGCCGCCUGUGUCCAGAACCCAGAGGAACCGGGUCCAGGUGAGACCCAACGGGGUCAAGAAGUUCUGCUGGGUCGUCUUUCAGCGCUCUGUUGUUCCUGGGUGGAACAUGGAGGUCCAGGAGUCCAGCUGAGCUGGAAGCAACUGACUGGUGAAGAAUCUGAUCAAUAAACCGAGUCCAGAAAGGAUCCAUCGGUUCCGACAGGUUCCUUUAGAGAACCACAGAGUUUUCCAUUAUCUAAAACUUCCUCUGGUGGGAAGUUCCACAUUCCCAGAAGUCCCAAAGAAACGUUCCUUCAGAAGUUUGAGGCAUCCAACCAAGACUUCUCCAGAGCUGACAUUCCCGUCUCCAUGGACGUUUUCACCGAGAACGGCUGCAGGAAACUCCGCAGAACGUGACUCGCGUUCUCAGCGGUUCCCAGAACCACGACCAAACGACACGUUUCCCUUCCAGUUCCUAGACUGGGGUUUCCAAGGUUCCACGCGUUCUCCGCAUCCGCAGUCCAUCCCGUCGUUUGGGUGAAACUCCAGAAGAACUGCUGCUUUAAACAAAUGUUCUGUCAGAACGACCCGGUUCUGUGUCCCUGACGGCUCUGCUGCUGAUAAACGAUGAACCGAGCAGGAUUCCCAGUUUUGCUUUCACAAUUCCAGACUUUUCCAGACGGUUUGUCUUUCUGCUUGAAUGCAGAGAGGUGGACUGCAGCAGAGGUUCUGCUGAGGCCCGGUUCUGACUGCGAGGAACUCACGGCACAGAUAAAACUCAGAGCUCCACGUUUCCUUCUGCUGGGAAAUAAAUGAGGAAUAAAAUCUGCAAAUGUAAAAUGUUUUUUUGUGUUCUGAUCCAGACCCGGGAGGUCCUAAAACUCCAGAAUUUCCAGAUCUGAGUUUAUAAAAGCAGCUUUAAUUUUUUCAUUAAUUACUAUUUUAAAUACAUUACAGCUGAGUUCUGAAGAGAAGAUCCUCUCAGAACGGUCCAUCGGGGUUCUGAUCCAGAGGUUCUGCCUCUGAUCUGUAUCUCUGUGGAUCAGCAGCUUUUACUGGAUCCCAUUUCAGAACCAGCUGCUGUGGGCUGGUGCUUUCUAACAGAACUGGACUAACCAGCUCGGUUCUGGGUCAGAACUUCCCCAGGUUCUGUUCACUUCUUGUUCCUGGUUCUCUGAAGUGCCACCAGAGAGAGUUCUGUUCCCACAACUCUCCAGCUUCCAGAACAAAAAGCAUUCGGACUCCAGAGUUUGUUACAGAUCCAAAAGAAGCUGCUGGACCGGAACCAGCGGCCAGGUGACUCCUCCCUGUCCAAUCACGGCGCUCCUCCUUGGUUCUGUUCUGUUCAUCGGUUCUGGAGCAGAGAGUCGCUGGAGGAUGGGUCUAUGUUUGGGUUUAGUUCUCUAUUUUUCUACAGAUGACGCUUUAUUCUCCGGGUUUCCCUGCUGGACCCGGCAGCUCGACCCGGUUCCGUCCCAACAGAACAUGUCCGGUUUUACCUGCUGGGUCGUGCAACACGUCUCUGAACUGCUUCAAAUAAACUUUUGAUUAUUUUUA